CCCGGGCAGCGAACGCCUCCUGGACACGCUGAGUGGGCUCUGGGCCCUCCGCAUGCCGGCUCUUCUCCUCUUCCUGUGCUAGUUAGCUAUGGCGGCCGUGAAGACCCUGAACCCCAAGGCCGAGGUGGCCCGAGCCCAGGCUGCGCUGGCGGUGAACAUCAGCGCGGCCCGGGGCCUGCAGGACGUGCUGAGGACCAAUUUGGGGCCUAAGGGCACCAUGAAGAUGCUUGUUUCUGGUGCUGGAGACAUCAAGCUUACUAAAGAUGGCAACAUGCUGCUUCAUGAAAUGCAAAUUCAACACCCAACAGCCUCCUUAAUAGCCAAAGUAGCAACAGCCCAAGAUGACAUAACUGGUGAUGGUACCACUUCCAAUGUUCUAAUCAUUGGAGAGCUACUGAAACAGGCGGAUCUCUACAUUUCUGAAGGUCUUCAUCCCAGAAUAAUAACAGAAGGAUUUGAAGCUGCAAAGGAAAAGGCACUUCAGUUUUUGGAACAAGUCAAAGUAAGCAAAGAAAUGGACAGGGAAACACUUAUAGAUGUGGCCAGAACAUCUCUACGUACUAAAGUGCAUGCUGAACUUGCUGAUGUCUUAACAGAGGCCAUAGUGGACUCCAUUUUGGCCAUUAAAAAACAAGAUGAACCUAUUGACCUCUUCAUGGUUGAGAUCAUGGAGAUGAAACAUAAAUCUGAAACUGAUACAAGCUUAAUCAGAGGUCUUGUUUUGGACCAUGGGGCACGGCAUCCAGAUAUGAAAAAAAGAGUAGAAGAUGCAUACAUCCUCACAUGCAAUGUGUCAUUGGAAUAUGAGAAAACAGAAGUGAAUUCUGGCUUUUUUUACAAGAGUGCAGAAGAGAGAGAGAAACUUGUAAAAGCUGAAAGAAAAUUCAUUGAAGAUAGAGUUAAAAAAAUAAUAGAACUGAAAAAGAAAGUCUGUGGUGAUUCAGAUAAAGGAUUCGUUGUUAUUAAUCAAAAGGCUGACUCUUGCUUGCGGUGGAGUAGCUCUAAAUUCCUUUGAUGACCUAAAUCCUGAUUGUUUGGGAUAUGCAGGACUUGUCUAUGAAUAUACAUUGGGA
Zalophus californianus (California sea lion) is the source of this 1073-nucleotide messenger RNA. Its product is annotated as T-complex protein 1 subunit zeta-like. Lineage: Eukaryota; Metazoa; Chordata; Mammalia; Carnivora; Otariidae. The record is from RefSeq and is a predicted model, not a curated record. Gene Ontology annotation, cellular component: chaperonin-containing T-complex. Gene Ontology annotation, molecular function: ATP hydrolysis activity; ATP-dependent protein folding chaperone; ATP binding. The transcript has 2 exons. The coding region runs from base 89 to 1015 and encodes 308 amino acids. Gene Ontology annotation, biological process: protein folding.